This is a messenger RNA of Dioscorea cayenensis subsp. rotundata (Guinea yam), 2513 nucleotides long. RefSeq lists its product as uncharacterized. Bases 1146 to 2513 code for a protein of 455 amino acids. Lineage: Eukaryota; Viridiplantae; Streptophyta; Magnoliopsida; Dioscoreales; Dioscoreaceae. The transcript has 7 exons. The record is from RefSeq and is a predicted model, not a curated record.
CCUAUCCCUUUUCCCGUGCUCUUCUUUUCUCUUCUCUUCUCGUCGGCUUUGGUGUGAGAUCCACUCGGUAAUUGCUUCCCUUCUCCGUCUCUCAGCUUCUCAUCCCUCAUCCUCUCGUGCCGAUCUACAACUCCAGUGCGCGCCAAUCUACAACUCUGCCGCCAUUAGCGUCCUCCAGCACAUCAUCGUCCUCGUUGUCACUGUCUUGGUUUCUAGAGCUCUUCUCUCUUUCUCGUCCUCGUUGUCACUGUGCUCAGGGGUUUGUGGGUGCAACAAUCGGAGUGCGUGCUUGGGGGCCUACAUCGGGGACUCCUGGGUGCCGUGUGCUUGCUUGGGUUGGGGCUAUUGUUCAUCGGGUUUGGAGUGGGCAUUCGGAUCUCCGGCGAGACGCAACACCGACGAGCGCUUCCCUGUUGGCCGCUAACAGUCUCCUCAUUAGUAGUCUCCUGCACCUCUGCGGCAAAAAAAUUUGCGGAAUUGAUAAAGGGGCACACUGCCAAUGAACUCCGGGAAACAUUCCGCAUCCAGAAUGACUUCACCCCUGAAGAAGCGGAAGCAUUAAGGAGGGAGAACCUGUGGGAAUUUUAAAGAAGAAGGCAGUUGGCCUUGCGGUAACAAAAGAAAAUUACUUGCCUCAUUUCAUGUUGUUCUGGAAUUGUUUGUACUCAAACAAUAUCUAGCAUACAUAUAAUCUGUCUCAUGAUAUACUGAUCAACUGGUAUGAACUCAAGACUACAUAUCCCAUUGGCAUCAAAUAGUUCUCACUGAUACUCUGUUGCUAAUGGUUUUGAUAAUUCUCAUAGGAACCGUCAUAAUUGAAAUUCUUCUUAUCACUAUAUUUUUCAAAUCGGCAUUUGUAUCAAAAGCACCUAUCCAUUUAUAAAUUCUGAAAAAAGACAAUAACAAAGAGUUGGAAGAAGAUCCCUGUUUUACGAUCCUUAUCAACACAAGACUUAAUGAUAAUCAAGAGGACACAUGGAUGAAUAUCAAUGUUAGGAGAAGGCCGGGUUCACUGAAGACAUCUUCUAUUUCUUUGGUGUGAGUGAAGAUUUUGGAAUUUCUUUUGCACAAAAUCAUCAUUACUCGAACAAUUGAAGGGAAACCAUAUUUGAUUGUUUACUUGGUAGCUUUGUUAGCCUUGAAACAUGAACAGAGAUCGAUCUUGGAUGUAUUGUCGUAAGGAUGGGGCUUCAUUUAUCAAUGAUGAAUUUGUUAAGGGAGUUGAGGAAUUUAUUUCCUUUGCAUAUUCUCAAACUACUAUUGUAAGUGGGGAUUCUAUAAAGUGUCCUUGUCACCGUUGUGAAAAUAGCAUGUUUCAAAUUGCCGACAUGGUCCGUAAACAUCUCUAUUAUAAUGGUUUUAUGAUUGGCUAUACAUCUUGGACUUCUCAUGGAGAGCAUGAAAUUGGACAAUCCUCUAGAUAUGGAGAUGAACAUAUUCACACAAUGCCUCAAAUAGAAGCCCGAAAUCCAUAUGCUCAAAUGAUGAUGGAUUUUAUUUCCCCAACUUUUAAUAUUCCUCGUUAUCACGAUACGGGUUCAAGUUUCAUGGAAGAAGAACCAAACCCCAAGGCAUCCACAUUCUAUUCUUUACUGAAUGAUGCAGACGAACCCUUAUAUGAAGGUUGUACCAAGUACUCAAAGUUAUCAGCUUUAUCACAACUACUAAAUUUAAAAUCUGAUUUUAACAUGAGUGAAGCAUGUUUUGAUCGUCUUAUGGUGAUGAUUAAGUAUAUGCUACCACAAGAUGAAUGCUUGCCUAAUAACUUCUAUAGAACAAAGCAAAAGAUGAAAAGUCUAGGUAUGGGCUAUGAGAAGAUAGAUGUUUGUCAAAACAAUUGCAUGUUGUUUUACAAAGAGGCUGCUAAACUUGACCAUUGUGCUAUGUGUGGGCAUCCACGAUAUAAGAUGAGACAGUUAGGGAAAUCAAAAAAGGGGAAACAAAAGCAAAUUCCUUGCAAGAUUUUACGCUAUUUGCCACUUAUACCGAGACUUCAAAGGCUUUACAUGUCCGCAAAGACUGCUGAAAACAUGAUAUGGCAUGUGACUAAUAAAAGCACUGAUGGAGUUCUUAGGCAUCCAGUUGAUGGGGAGGCAUGGCAGCACUUUGAUCAAAUGUACCCAUCUUUUGCACAAGAAUCCCGCAAUGUGAGACUUGGGUUAUGUGCAGAUGGUUUUAGUCCUUUUGGACCUGCAGCAAAACCAUAUUCUAUUUGGCCGGUAAUGCUUGUUGUUUACAAUUUGCCACCUUGGAUGUGCAUGAAUCAAUCAUAUAUAUUUCUUAAUAUGGUUAUUCCAAGGAAAAAAAGUCCAGGUCAAAACAUUGAUGUGUUCUUGCGGCCUUUGAUAGAUGAAUUGAAACAAUUAUGGAAUGAUGGUAUCCUAACAUAUGAUGCUUUUAAGAAACAAAAUUUCACAAUGAGAGCAUCAUUGUUGUGGACAAUUAAUGAUUUCCCAGCUUAUGGCAUGUUGUCCGGGUUGAGUACUCAUGGAACUUUAUCAUGCCCCUAUUAG